This is a messenger RNA of Mus musculus (house mouse), 3049 nucleotides long. It is a transcript of the gene Wdr1, whose product is annotated as WD repeat domain 1. Lineage: Eukaryota; Metazoa; Chordata; Mammalia; Rodentia; Muridae. Gene Ontology annotation, biological process: apical junction assembly; regulation of actin filament depolymerization; maintenance of epithelial cell apical/basal polarity. The record is from RefSeq and is a predicted model, not a curated record. Gene Ontology annotation, molecular function: actin filament binding. Gene Ontology annotation, cellular component: actin cytoskeleton; cell-cell junction; cell junction. The coding region runs from base 1392 to 3020 and encodes 542 amino acids. The transcript is spliced from 14 exons.
UCAACUCUCCUCCCCAUGUCCUAAAUAAGCUAUUUCCAUAUUAUACUGUUCUGUGGCUGGUACCUCAGGGGGAGGGGAUGCCUCAGUUCAGGAUGGGCCCUCAGAGGCACCCCUUUCCCCCACAACAUACUGCACCUCCACCAAACAUAUCCCUGGCUUCUUUUUCUUUUCUUUUCUUUUUUUAUAUAAAACAUAACAGGUGGGAUCCCUAGACAAGCAAUCCUGGCAAACAAAAGGUCACAGAGGGCAGGGGGUAACAUUCAUAGAACCUUAAAAAUACUAGUCUAUCAGCACAAGAGACUAGGUACUAAGGAAAACAGACUUUUCAAAAAAUACUGAGGUUCCCACACAGGACCUACCGAGUACACUUAAACUCUUCUCUACGAAACCUGGGCACUCCUAUAGGCUAUAAAUUCAUUUAACUGCUAACUAGAUGGCAGUUAAGAUUAAGAUAAGCUAGAGGAGAAUCAGGUGGGUGUCCAGGUGAACCAGGAGAGUGGGGUGGGACUGGUCCGCAGGGUAAUUAACAAACCUGGCUCCAAAGCAGAAAUGGACUUUUUCAUUUGCUGCAAAUUCCUAAGAGCUCUCCUUUGAAAGCCCACUUUCCGGGUUUCCAACUAGGGCUUCAGAACUUUUCAAUCAAGUAACCAGAGGACUUCAUCUUGCCCUAAUCAAAACCUGCGAGACUCAGAAAAUUCCAGGUUUUGCUUUCUUUCCCUCUCCAUGAAAAGAAUUCCACCCUCACGCCCUCCCCAGAGCGUGUUAGGAAACAACCCCUGCCAUCCUUAAGAAUUACAGUUCUUUAUUCUUGGCUUCUUUGCUACUAGGAAGUUUCAUGCAGGAGGGAGAGGGAGUGAGACGGGGAAGUUCCUAAACAUACCCAGUGAAAGGCAAACAAACAAAACCCCAUACGCCCAGUGGCUUCAAGUCUUUUGCAAGCCGGGGCGCCAAGCUGGCGUUGGAAAGCUCGAGAAAGAUCUGCUCCACAAGAAGGCUCCCGGUGCAAAGGCAGACAGCCCAAGAAAAAAAACCCUCCCGCCCCGCACCUACAACCCUCCGCGCCGCCUUUUCACGGGUCGCGUCACGUCACUUCCGGGGCGGGCCCGCAAGCGGGGCGGGGCGGUGUCCGCGCAGGCUCGUGGGGCUGCAGCCUCCGAGCCGAGCGCUUGACUAUAUAUGGUCAAAGCUGGGGGCGAGCCGCGCCGGGGCCGCGCUUCCGGGUUGGGUUGUCCGCAGCGGUAGCGCGCGGGGCAGGCGCGUACGGGUCUCGGAGCCGGGUCUCGGACCGCCCCCUCCGCGCCCGGCACGCCCGGCGCCGCCUUCCGCGCUGUCCCUGGGCUCGGCCACUGCGAGGUUCCACUCGAGCGCAGCGCCGUAACAAGUGGGCGAGGAUGCCGUACGAGAUCAAGAAGGUGUUCGCCAGCCUCCCCCAGGUGGAGCGGGGCGUCUCUAAGAUCCUCGGUGGAGACCCCAAGGGCGAUCAUUUCCUCUACACCAAUGGCAAGUGCGUCAUCCUAAGAAACAUCGAUAACCCUGCUAUUGCUGAUAUCUACACAGAACAUGCCCAUCAAGUGGUAGUAGCCAAGUAUGCACCCAGCGGAUUCUACAUUGCUUCUGGAGACAUCUCUGGGAAGCUAAGGAUCUGGGAUACCACACAGAAGGAGCAUCUUCUAAAGUAUGAGUACCAGCCUUUCGCUGGGAAGAUCAAGGACAUUGCCUGGACGGAAGACAGUAAGAGGAUCGCCGUGGUCGGGGAAGGAAGGGAGAAGUUUGGAGCUGUCUUCUUAUGGGACACUGGCUCUUCUGUGGGUGAGAUCACAGGACACAACAAAGUCAUCAACAGUGUGGACAUAAAGCAGACCAGGCCCUACCGACUAGCAACAGGGAGUGAUGAUAACUGUGCUGCGUUCUUCGAGGGCCCUCCAUUCAAGUUCAAGUUCACAAUUGGUGACCACAGCCGCUUUGUCAACUGUGUGCGAUUCUCUCCUGAUGGGAACAGAUUUGCCACAGCUAGCGCUGAUGGCCAGAUUUUCAUUUAUGAUGGGAAGACGGGAGAGAAGGUGUGUGCCCUUGGAGAAAGCAAGGCCCAUGAUGGAGGAAUUUAUGCCAUUAGUUGGAGUCCUGAUAGCACUCAUUUGCUAUCUGCCUCUGGAGACAAAACCUCUAAGAUUUGGGAUGUCAAUGUAAACUCUGUGGUCAGCACGUUUCCCAUGGGCUCCAAUGUUCUGGACCAGCAGCUGGGCUGCCUCUGGCAGAAGGACCACCUCCUCAGCAUCUCCCUGUCUGGAUACAUCAACUACCUGGACAAGAACAACCCCAGCAAACCCCUCCGGGUCAUCAAGGGUCACAGUAAAUCCAUCCAGUGUCUGACCGUGCACAGAAAUGGUGGCAAGUCCUACAUCUAUUCUGGGAGCCAUGAUGGACAUAUCAAUUACUGGGAUUCAGAGACAGGAGAGAAUGACUCCUUCUCUGGAAAAGGCCACACAAAUCAGGUGUCCAGGAUGACUGUGAAUGAGUCUGAGCAGUUGGUCAGCUGCAGCAUGGAUGACACAGUGCGGUACACCAACCUCACACUGAGGGACUACAGUGGACAAGGCGUUGUGAAACUGGAUGUUCAACCAAAGUGUGUAGCUGUUGGCCCUGGGGGAUAUACUGUGGUCGUGUGCAUUGGACAGAUUGUCCUUCUGAAGGACCAGAAGAAGUGCUUCAGCAUCGACAACCCUGGCUACGAGCCUGAAGUCGUCGCUGUGCACCCUGGUGGGGACACAGUGGCUGUUGGUGGCACGGAUGGCAAUGUGCGUGUGUACUCCAUCCUGGCCUCCACACUAAAGGAUGAAGGCAAACUCCUAGAGGCCAAGGGACCAGUAACAGACGUGGCCUACUCUCAUGAUGGUGCCUUCCUGGCUGUGUGUGAUGCCAGCAAGGUGGUCACAGUAUUCAGUGUAGCUGAUGGCUAUUCGCCAUGUCUUCAUCUUCAUGAGCGGCAGGCACCUGGUGGGGCUCUUGGGAGGAUGCUGUGAGCUGGGGGUAGUGAUCAGGUACUGGGGCU